Messenger RNA from Rhopalosiphum maidis (corn leaf aphid), 2514 nucleotides. It is a transcript of the gene Topors, whose product is annotated as E3 ubiquitin-protein ligase Topors. The record is from RefSeq and is a predicted model, not a curated record. Gene Ontology annotation, molecular function: ubiquitin protein ligase activity. The transcript is spliced from 9 exons. NCBI's taxonomy places the organism in Eukaryota, Metazoa, Arthropoda, Insecta, Hemiptera, Aphididae. Gene Ontology annotation, biological process: protein polyubiquitination; protein monoubiquitination. Bases 516 to 2255 code for a protein of 579 amino acids.
CACGUCCAUAGCUAGUUCUUUCCAUAAGCGAAUCUUAUGAUGUUAAUGUAUAAUGUAUAUUAUUGUUUAUUCCUCUCUUCACUGUUGUGGGAAACGUAAUGAAUGCUUUACUAUUGAUAUUUGAUAGUGAUCGUAUUUUAUUCGUAACUCACAAACGAUUGAAUUUUUAAUUUUAGCCAUAAACGAAUGAUUUUAUUUUUGUUUUUACCAUACAUCUUUAAGUUUAAUUCUUCUGUGAUCUCAACCGUCGCAAUGUUUAAAUGAUCAUCUGCGUACCGAACGUAAUUCUUUUGGCAACACUUUGUAUUAUUUCUCAACGGUCCGCAGUUACUUACGUUUUACAACUAUAUACUGGCUAUUUAGUGUUUAUUUGGUUUAUAUUUAUUACGUUCCUAGCAGAUUUUAGUGUUAUAGAACAAACGAAAAUACAAUAGACACAUUAUUGUAUAGGUACUGAUUAUAUUUGUGGAAUAUCAACUAAUUAUAAUAUAAUGUAUUGAAAUUUAUGAUUCAAUAUGUCACUACUCAUAAAAUCUGAACCUGACAUUGUGGAGUUGUCAUCAGAUGAAGAAUCGAUGGCACUGUUGAGUAAUGGACCUCCUAAUACUGAGCACGGAUCUCCUAAUACUGAGCGUGGACCGCCAAAUGCUGAGCCUGGACCGCCAAAUACUGAGCGCCCUUCAACACCAGAUACACAAUGUUCAAUUUGUCUUGAUGAUUUAACCAAUAAAUGUUAUUCAAAUUCCUGUUGGCAUUUAUUCUGUUUUGAAUGUUUAAAACGAUGGUCAAUUUCUGAACCAACUUGUCCGUUAUGUAAGAAAGCUUUCAACUUUAUUUAUCAUUCAUUUAAUGAUCUGGGUGUCCAUGAAACAUAUAAUGUUCCUUUGCAAGCCAGAGCACCGUCUUUUUUUAGACCAAGAAUAUUCAUACGGCCAUAUAGUGAAAUGACAGAUGAUGUAAACAGAAUGUUCAGAAUGAAUUUGUUCAUGGAUAUUGUCCGUAGAAAUGAGAGAAUGAUAAAUAACAUUCAUUAUUUAUAUGACCCAGACUAUAAUCAUAAUGACAAUGGUCGACUUUUUGAUGCGAAUCAAGAUUAUUCACGUCCUACCUUACAAAGACCUAUCAUGGGUCAAGCAACGAGAAUACGAGUGUAUGUUGAAAAUGCGUGGGCUGAACCAUUACCUGAUUUGAGUGGUCGUUUCAGAGAUUGUAGUUCGGCUUUCUAUCGAAAUAACCCGGCUCAAACAUAUAGGUUACAUGCAUUCAUCCUUAGAGAUCUUGUUGCCAUAAGAGAAACUGCAAGAAUAGAGGGUGAACCCGUUCCUCUUUUGGAGAGUGCUGAUGUUUCUGUGACAAAUUUAAUCAUGCGAUCACUUUCAGCUUAUGAAAUAAGAGAGAUUCAUAUGAUUAACAUCUUAAGACCUUUUCUGUUUCGGCAAACAACACAUUUUUGCCAUGAACUAUAUAAUUUUGCUAAUAGUCCAUAUGACAUAGUUGGCUAUGAUCGUCACGUUCAAUAUUCCUUUCGAACUAGAUAUUCACCUUCAUCAAGUCCACCAUAUCCAGUUAGAUUAAUUGCGCCAAAUUUUAUAACAAUGAUGGAACCCCCACCAACCGCAUUACCAAUUCCAGCAGCAGAUCCAUCUCGGCGAGUUAUUGGUGAAACAAUUGUAUUGGAUUCAGAUAAUGAAGAAGCUCAAUUGCCAAUAUUGGAAGUUAUCGUUGUUAGUUCUAGCGGCGAUGACUCUGAUGUUGAAAUUCUAAGUCACUCCUUCCGUUCUAUCGAAGCACGUAAUCCUGCUUCAAUAGACCAACCAUCUACAUCUACUGGAAUUCGACAUUCAUUAGAUCGACCAAAUAAUAGGUAUAAUUUAAGGAGACGAAGAUUACUCUCGCCAACUAUAAGUGAUUCUUCAAGUUUUAUACGUCCACACAGUUCUGUACACGGUAUGCCUCGAGUGAUUUAUCCAUCUCAUGCAAGAAGAAGAAGGCCCUCUCUAGAUUCUUCAUCAGAUGAUGAAGAAUUAAUUACUGCUACUCGAAGUUCUCAAGCUACUCGUGCAAAAUCUAAAGAUAAUAAUAACAAAAAGAAAAGAAAACCAAAAAAAAAUAAAAAUAAAAAAAGAAAAUUAAACAACGAUUCAAGGUCUGAAAUCCGUAGUACCAACAGAAGUCGUUCAUAUUCAGGAUCCUCCUCAUCUUCGGGUGAUACAGAUAUAAGACCAAAUCACAGUCAUACUGAUAUUAUACUAUAAACUUAUAUUAAAUUGUUUAAAGGAAGAAUUUUUGUAUUUGUCUGACCUUGGACCUUAAAAAGAUCAACACUAUGAAGUUUUUUAUAGUUACUUACCAUAAAAAGUUACUAGUUUAAUUAAAUUAAAUUGUAACACUAAAGAUUUAUGAGCAAAAAGUGAUAAAUUAUUUAUUAUUUAUAUGUUUUAAAUAACUUAACUAAAAUGUUAUGUAUAUAUUAUUAUAAUUUAUAAUGUAUGCAUUAUGUAAUCACAGUAGAAG